Molecule: messenger RNA, 1445 nt
Organism: Macrosteles quadrilineatus (aster leafhopper)
Lineage: Eukaryota; Metazoa; Arthropoda; Insecta; Hemiptera; Cicadellidae
Product: WD repeat-containing protein 89
Exons: 11
Coding region: 187-1401 (404 amino acids)
Molecular function (GO): protein binding
Source: RefSeq, a predicted model, not a curated record
AACAAGAAGGUACAAUACGGUCAAUAUUUUAAAUAGUAUAUUAUUGAUUUUUUUUUGUGAGAUUCUUUACAGAACAUCUUUCCAGGGAUUUUAUCAUCACUGUUUGAUAAAUCUGAAAAUUGUUUAAUAAAUUUUGGCAUUUCAAUAGCUUAAACUAGGUAUUUACUUCAUACAACAUCGGUUUCAAUGGUUUCUCAGACAAUGUUAGACAACAGAGAAAGUGGAAAAAUUUCAGGUAGUAACGGAGAAGAAAGCAUUACCCCUGAGACAGAAGCAUUGUUCAAUACUCCUUUCCAUUUAGAACAAGAAGAAGCCAUUACAUUAUCUAAGAACUAUGUUUUGCACAUGGAUACUACCAAACACGGGUCAGAGCGAGUUCUUGCUUUAGGCUUGUCCAGUUAUGAAGCUUGUGUUUAUUCAAUGGAUACGUCACUUCGGUGCACAGCUACUUUGCCAUCCGAAACAACUCCAUUGGUGGAUCUAAGGUUUGCUUCUUACAAUCCCUCUUUGUUAUACACUGGAUGUAGUCAAGGAAUAAUCAAGCUGUGGGAUUUAAGAACAACCACCAAAGCUGUACAAGAGUUCAGAGACACAUCAGACCCCAAGAGCAAUGGGUUGCAUGAUAGGGAGUUCUGCAGUUUUGAUGUCAACAUUAGUGGCGGAUUUGUGUGUGCUGGAACUGCAGUGACAGACGGAGAUGCCUACCUUAUGUUCUGGGACACCAGGAAAGCUUCGCUGCUCGGAGGUUAUUGGGAGUGUCAUAUGGACGAUAUUACCCAAGUUAAGUUCCAUCCCAGUGAGCCUGACAAAUUAGUUACUGGGUCUACCGAUGGUCUGAUAAACAUGUACGAUAUCAGUCAAAGUGAUGAAGACGAAGCUCUGCUGCAGUCGUUCAACACUGAGUCAUCUGUUGAGAAAGUCAAAUGGCACGAGGGGUCUGAAAUGUCAAUCUCCUGUGUAACUCAUACAGCUGAUGUUCAGUUGUGGCAUCUGGAAGACGGAGCCCCUUACAAUAGCUUCACCAGAGAGGAUAUGGAAUCUGUUGUACAGAUGAAUAAUAAGAACCUAGCAGAGAGUCUUUAUGUAGCAGAUGUCCAUUCUACGUCACAACCAGAUCAGUUUAUGGUUUUGACUGGUUCAAAUAAGAGCGUGAGCCGUCUUCGAUCAGCUGUAACUAAAGAAGGAAAACUUUCUCCUUACUCCUCUUUUCACGGAAACAAGCAAAUUGUGCGAUGUUCUUGGUUUGACCCUCAGGGAGGGUUGUUAGUGACUGCCGGAGAAGGUGGCAUUGUCAGUUUGUGGAAAGCCGGAGCAACGGAAAACGUUACAAGUCCUACACAACUUAAGGUGACAAGCAAACUGAAAGAAAAAUCACAUAAAACAAAAUCAAAACCAUAUUGAAUUCUGUGAAUUCAUCAAAACAAUAAAUCUACAUUUUUACAUUA